AUGCUCAACGGCGAGUUCAUAUUGACUGUGGGCAACCAUUUCAUCGCGCUGCGGAAGAAUGAUGGCUGUCUAGAGGUGAACUUUGGGCGCCGGACGCACGAGUGGCAAAGCGCGUGCCGCUGGCAGACGAGUGUGCCCAUUGGUUUCGCAGAGGAUAUCGGCCAGUGGCUGAUUGACCCGGACAUUGAUGCUGCGCAGGAUGGUGGGCGAGAUCUCGUCGGCGGCAGUGUCGCUGAUGUCCCCAGCCAGGUGAGUAAGGAGAUCGUCCGCAACAUCGGGGACUUGCGGUCCGUGGCGCAAAUGGAACGUGUGUGCAGAGACUUUCGGGAUCUAGUCACGCAGCCUGACGUGUGGUCCGGGCGCAACGCUGGCGCACUCCCCGCAGAUGUGUUGCAGGCCAAGUGGCUGACUGGCGGCGUGUCCUCUCUUGGCAGCGCAGUCGCCACGUCUCGCGUGCUGGCAUUAGAGUGGCCGGUCCGAGCCACAUGCACGAAUCUGUGUGGAUCCUCUUACCGUUCUUGGCGGACAAAGCAAGCGGCAGUGUCGCCUGUGUACUUCGAGCUCUGUGCCGUGGACGAGAUCGACCGGUGUGUCAUCUCCGUCGGCAGCCCUAGGGCGGCAGACAGCGACGCCUCCCAGGACCGCUGCUGGUGUCACAUCUUGCGCCCGUUCGAAGACACAAUGGCGAUUGAGAUGGGUCACAAUCACCGAGGUGAACCCAAUGCCGCGCACUUUGCUUGGGUGCCAUCCGUAGCUCCGGAAAGAUUACUGCAGGUGCAGUGGUGGAAUCAGGCUCUAGAGGUCUUGCUGGAUGGCCACACGAUUGGAUCGGUCUCUCUUGGAGAGUGCAGUAUUCCGCAAUGGUCUGAGGUGGUAGUGUCCACUUUCGGUCCAAUGCAGUUGCCUGGGAUGUCAGGUGGAAGCAGAAGCCGCUUUCUUCGCACAGAGGUCGGGACCCAGUCGCUCAUCCGCCGAGAGGAUGCGCGUGCUGGGAGCCCCGACUUCUGUACGUGCGCUCAUCUGCAAACUUCUUUUCUGCAGGACCUGGCAGAUUUCCUGGCAGUUGGGUCGUGCAACCAUUUCCUCCGACAGUCCAUACAAGAGAGCCAUUUCUGGCAAGGAGUGGACCUGGACUUGACAGACCAUCUCAGUGUUCCUUUUCGACGCAGGAGUUUUUUUGUGCAUCUUCUUGGAGCGUGGUCGAGGGGUAUCAGAAGUUUAUCGUGUCCGCACAACUUCUUGCACUACCUCUCCGCGCUGGACGGAAAAUUAUUUCUGCGGGGGAAAGGCGAAUACCUUCCCUGCGUAGUCGGACCGCGCCAAGUCCCAGCCUCCAACAGAAUUAUCUACUGGAGAUCGGAGAGGCAGACCUGUGGCUCUGUCGCCUUGGAGUGCUCCGUCCCUGCAGGAGCUUUGUUCCUGGUACUGGCUCUGCGCCGUGCCGAACAUGGGAGCACACCGGACAACAGCACGUGCGUCGUGCUGCGGAAGCCACUAGAUCCUGCAGGAGGAAUACAGUUCCGAUUGUCCGAUGGACUGCGCGUCCCAGUUCCGAUUCCCAGUUUCAUGUCCUCGACCCGAGCCAGCACACACAAGUUCGAGUUCCGGUGGCAAACUGGGUUUUUGGAAUUCCUCUUUGAGGGCCAGCUCGUCAGCACAGUGCCCCUGACACAGCAGCAGGAUGUGGAGCCGUGGGUCCGUGCAGCGGCUAUGUGCGUGGCAUCUCCCGCGCGCACACGCACUGAUUUUCAAAUACAUUUAUUGCCUUUCCAAUACUGCGCCUCCUUCGGUCAUCCGACAUGCGCCUACUGCCCGAUGACGAGCCUUGCCUGCUGUCAGGCUUGCCAGCACUGGUUUUGUCAAGAACAUGGCCUCAGUGGCAGCGACAUGUGCCUCUCCUGCAUGCCAGAAUCCUUUCUAGAGGAUCGCUUGGCCGGGACCUCGCUCCCAGAGCCGGCUGGCUGGAGAGCGGCGGUAGAAGGACGUCGGCUGGUCGCUCUUCGACGUCAAUAUUUACGUUUUUCAGGCGAUGCAGCAGCCUUCGACCUCCUGUGCGAGCGAAUACAAAGUGUGGAAGAACAGAUGUGCGCUGCCGAGACAGACGAUUUCUGCGCAAGAGAGGAGCUUCGCACGCAACUGGACGAUGUUGCCUUCCAAAGACUUGCGCGAGCUAUCAACAGUCUGGAGACGGGCGGUUUCUUCACAGUGAGCAGAAGCUGCCGAAGCAUGGCUGGACAGAAUAGUCUGAUCGAUUUCGGCUUGCAGACUUGUCUGCCAGAGUGCUUGCGAACAGGUCGGUGGCCACGGUCAGUGUGCGUGGCAACGCCGCAGUCUCUCAAUGUGGAGAAACUGGCAGGGAUUGAUGUGCUGGAUGUUCUUGCAAUCUUGCAUCCACACGGCCGAGACGCACACCUCCAGUUUCGCGAUCUGGAUCACUCGUACACCUGGCAAGGUCGCAGGGUUUCUACGUCGGUAACGGGGCUGAUUCAUUCUUUGGCUGCACGGUUCCAUGCACCUGAAGCAUUGCGCGCGAUGCGCAGCGGCAGGAACUGGCCCAGACCGGAAUACGUCGCAUCUGACAUGGUACAGCAGCUACGAGCCGUUCUACGGACGGACGGGCCGGCUGAAUCCGAACUGCUGCGCCUUUUGGCAGAGCCUCGGGUUGAUGUGGAGGCUGUCUGCAGGCGGCUGCGCGAUCUGAUCUGGACUCACCCAGGGUACGAAUAUCUUGCCACCGUGGCGAGCUUGACAGAUGCGGACAUUCUCCAGCAGUGGGAGGGCAAUCGCAGAGUCGCGGCAGCCGCCGGAACCUGGAUGCAUGCCAAAUGUGAGUGCUUACUCAAUGGAGGCCAGGUCCCGACAAACUCACCCGAGAUGUGCAUGUUCCUCAAAUUCCUUCGCGAGUUCCAAGCAGAGGGCUGGAUAUUCAGGAGGACAGAGUGGACCAUCUACGCAGACGCGGAGGAUCUAGCCGGCUCCAUCGAUGCCGUUGCUGCGCGCGGCGCGGACAUCUGCCUCUUAGAUUGGAAGAGAACAAAGCAGCUGGCUUCGAAAGAUGCUAGUUUCGGCCGCUGCCUUCAGCAUCCUCUGGAAGCUCUCCCGGACACCGUCCUAUGGCACUACCGGGUUCAGUUAAACAUAUAUGCUUGGAUUCUCCGGACAUAUUACGAGGUGAAUGUCACGGACCUGCGUGUCGUCUGUCUCCAUCCAGACAACGGCUUCUCUGCUCUGGUCAUUGAAGUUCCGCUUUUGUUCGACUGCAUAGAUCAUCUCAUGUCUUGGCGACGAGACGACUUGCAGUCGCAAAUGCUUUUGACCGCGGAGCCAGUGGAUGAUCUGCGGGCAGGAAGCCAGGAAAGUGACAUGUCCUUCUCGCGGAGAGUGGAACUGGAGCUCGAAGCUGGCCUGCUGGACGAGACGCCGCCUGCGGCAGCGCCUGUGCCGAAGAGAGCGCGAACUGACCUUGCUGGGAAGCAGUCUGACGUGGAUACGGCAGUCUCGGACUUCAUGCGGAUAGAUAUCGACGACCUGAUGCUAGGACCCACAGAGGACGGCGACAUUCUUCUGGAAGUUCAACGAAAUCGCCUGGCCGUUGAGAGUUUCCCAGGGAGCGGACCGUGGACGACGGACUUCCAGCACAUUGUCCAAGGUGCCUUGGCCGUCCAAAACCUUCGUCUGCUGGACAUAAGCAGAAGAGAAGAAGUGCUGUUCCUGGAGCUCAUUGAGGGGUGCGGGCGCCACGUUCGUGCUCAUGACGGUCAGUGUUUUUUCUACUCUGCGCAUGGAUACUGGGCGGCGUACAAUGGUGUUAUCCCGCAAGGCACCCUGGCCCGGUGCAAGAGUUUCUUAAUGCAUCUGGAAGGCCUGUACUCCAUGUUUGGAGCACAGGUUCUUCGGCGCACUGACAGCAUCCUGGCAGAGGCCCAACGGCUGCUGGAACAACACAACCAAUCUUGCUCGGCUCUGUUGGCAGAAUGUCUACGCGCAGCCAUCUGCAGAGUUCCCACGCGCGCCAAGAAGCCAGGCCAGGAGGAAGACGAGGAGGCAUGCGAAGGCCGUGGCGGCGGUGCCACUUCGUGGACCCAGGCCAUGGCCAACACAAUCGGGAAGCUCUACGUGAAGCUGCAGACCUCCCUGCUGAACGACACUGUCAUAAAGUACUAUGUGGCGUGGUGCUCCAGGGACGUUCGCAGGCGAGCUGGCUUCUGCACGACAGAUGGCUGCUUCAUCUUCCAGAAAGCGGACGGUCUGGUGGCGGCUCGGAAGUCGCCUGAAACCAAUCUUUAUGUCCUCCUGCCGCAUCGAAUCCUGGAUCCGGUUUCGUCAGAGAUCAAGGACAGGGUCGAAAAAUUCUGGAAGACAACAUAUUGGAACAAUGCCGACGCCUUCCGAGUCUGCAUGGCUUCCUUGACUUUGGCCUUGCAUGGGGAGAACGUUGACCGCGCGUUCUGGGGAAUAGGAUCUGGAGGGGUCGGGCAGAGUCUACAGACUGCUCACUUGGAAGCCUUACUGGGCAACUACCACGCCUGUCUCGACAUGAAUAUCUACUACGUCGACGAGGAAAUGCGAAAGCAAGCCGCUCGUCUCGUCGGCAAGAUUGUCGUCACCGGGCAGGAGACUGUGCAAGGAUCUCGCAAGUCCAUGCGGGAAGACAUCUACAAAAAGCACAUCUCCGCGGACAAGGUGCCCGAACGACUUCCGUACGCCAUCGACACAGCCCUCGUGGAGCUGCGUGGAUGGAAGCGUUUCGAGAUGAACGCUUAUCCCAGGCUUCUCGUCAAAUCGGCUUUCCAUCUGUUUGUCGGCGUGACGGAAGAGAACCUGCCGUCCAUUUUCCGCAGGACGGCCGUGUGCCGUUACAAGGCCACCUUCGUUGAGCCAAGCAAAAUUCUUGCUCGAGAAGAGGCAGCGGCAGAGAGGGGCAUUUUUGCAAGGGACCCAACUCUCAAGGACGCCUUGCGAGAUAAUCCAGCUUGCGUGGUGACGCUCCGUUCUGUCUGCAACUAUGCGCGACAGAACUCUGCGGCUGCGUGCCGUGAGACGCUGGAAAAUUAUGCCGUGCAUGGUGGUGAUGGAGGCCUGACGCGGCUUGCUGUGCGCACGAGCUGUGGUCUAGCCGUGGAGGAAAAAGAUGCGGCAGAUCACGUGGAGGAUGUUUUGGCCGCUCCAGAGCCACCGGUACCCGUGGACGAGGUGCAACGUGCGAAGGAGGCGCGUUUACGCGAGCACAAUCAAUACGUGAAGGACAUCAAGGAGUGGCUGGUGCAGGAACACAAGGACUUCUUCACUGCGGCCCAAGUGCGAUCUGCCAAAGCAAGCGCUUCUUUCAGUUUCAGUCGGAAGGAUGCAGACACCGUCCUCGAAAAACUCGCUGAGGAUGGGCAUCUCCUCUCCGAGUCCACUGUCUUGCCGAAGGCUGGACUUACCACCAUUUAUCUGCCUCGUAUUCCGGCGAAGAAAGCCCUGGGGGACGUCAUCACUUUGGAUCCAGAUGACAGGUUGAUCUUUCCAGAGGAGUACAACGUCGGUCGCAUGCGCAAACGCAUGGGUCCCGAGUCCUCUCGGAUGCUGAACCUCCAUACGCUGGCCAAGAGUUACAAGCAAAGGCAAGGCGGCAGGAAGAGGGGAGCUCCCAAGAGAAAGCUGACGGAAAACGGAAGCGACGGGAAGCUUGGUGAGGACUUGGCGCGCAGAGCGGAACAGGAAGGCGAGCUAUUCGAGGAAAUCAAGAGCUUGGCGGAAUCAGGAGAAGUAGAUGCAGACGGGUUGGUGACUGUGCAAAGGCAGUACUUCUAUCCUAGACAGGUGAGAUCGCGUAGGAUCGCGAAACAAAGAGGAGCCCAGACAUGCUCGCGCCUUGCACGCGCCAUCUGCUGUCCCCACGGCAGGGACGUCGACGUGCAUGCAAGCAUGUUCACCGUGGUUGUGCAACUUGUGGAAGCACUCAGUGUGCCGGAUAUGGAUAUUUCUGCAUGGCGUGCCGUGGCUGCUGACCGCCAGAAAGUCUGCGUGGAAAGAUUGAGCUGCUCCGAAGCAGAGGGCAAGCAACUCUUGCUGGAGAUUGCGAAUGGAGCAGCUGUGAGUCAGGCGUCGCGGCUGCAAGGGGGUGCCGCGACUUUCCUCCAGCAACUUUCAGAUGAAAGUCGGGAACUGCGAUGGCUGGCAUGCUCUCAGCUGCCAGCCUUGUACAAGGAGCAAAGGAACCAAAAGUCCAACUGGCCAGAAUCCACAGUCUUCGCGUACUGGUGGACAGCAGCGGAGGACUACGUUCUUCAGCACAUACUCCACGGUGUGCAAAGACAUUAUUUGCCAGGCCACAUCUCCUGCCACUUCGACGGUGUUCUCCUAUCACAAUCCCUCAUGCGAGCAGUUGAGGAGAAGGUCGAAGAAGACAUCCUCAAGUACCUCCAGGAACAGGUGUCGCGCGGCACUCCCUUUCAGAUCAAGCUGAAAGACAAGACGGUUUCGUCUUUUCAGGAUGCUUUGAAAAAAGCGUUCCAGAACAUCUCCGACAUCGCUUGCUUCGGAGAAUUCACAGAUCUCUUGAAAGCAAUUCCCAACUCCAUCCCCGCGGCCUUGGUGUUUGUGGGCUUUGAUCUGCGCCGUGUGGUCUCCGUCUUGCAAGCGGAGUCGCCAGCUAACACGGCUGCGGACAGACGCAAGGUUCGGCAGUAUUCGGAUUGGCAUGGCGUCGACACCAAGUACUUGCUUCCUGCUGGCAAACUGGGAGAGCUCCGGCAGAAAAAUUGCAUUCUGCACAUAGAGCUCCCAGAUGAAUCCCAUUGUAUGGGCAUCCAGGUGUUUGCGGACAAUGCCAUUACAGUUUGCUGCCAAGGCAAAAGCUUUCAGACAACGUGGCGUGCCCUUAUACAGGUGACCGAAGCUUUCGUGGGGAGCACAGAGACUAUGCUUUUCGAGGUAGUCGACAAAGAUCCGGAGCUAGACGAUGCGGAUGUGGGCCUACUAGAUCUCCUUGCAGGGUCGUCCUCGACUCCGUCUGCGCCGCUAAGCAGAGCCAGUCGGAAGCGGCCAUCGGCAAGCGUGAGUGCAGAGCCAGCAGAGGCUCCCCAGAACGAGGGAGAGGUAGCUGUCGGCGACGAACUGAAGACGCUGAUGCGGCAGGAAGUGGAAGAAGCCCUGGGGCUUGUGGAGUCCCAAGGGAACAGCACUUUCACUGUCGCCGUUUGCCCUUGCUGUCCGUGGAGACGCUUCAACAAAAGAGCUCAUUUGCGGCAGCAUCUGGUUUCGCAGCACACUGCAGCCAAGCGCUAUUGUCCAUCUGGUACAAAACAGCUUCGCAUUGCUGCUGCCCUUUACGACCAUGAUGCGGUCGCAGGCACGACUAUCCAGACAGGCUUUCUUUCCCGCUCUGCAGCAAUCAUGCGAGCUGAUGUGAAACCUCCUGUGCCUACGACCAUUGUCUCCAUCGACAAGACAGUCAGGUACGUCUUCGAUGCCGACGGUCCUAUAAUCAUGGCUCUGCAUUCCGUGAAGAAGAGAAACGACUUGCGACGUGUUGGAAAUCUCUACUACACCUAUGCCUUUGCGUGCGCUUUCCUACAGGCCGCAGCUACAGGGAAUGCCUCUCUGCAGCGAAUUUACUCUGUAAUGGUGGGCGCCUGCACGCGACAUCGAGGUCAGCUUUCGUCCUUGCUGCCUCGCGCCACAAACGGAUUUUGGACAAAUGUUCUGGAAGAUCUCAUGCAGGCGCCGCCUGUUCAACAGUUCCGCGACGGUCUCCUGGAUGAGUGCAGAGAGCAUAACGAGUUUCGGUACCUGAGCGUCGACGCAACUUUCAAGAUUAACUUGAAGGUCAUCGGUCAGGCGGACUUCCACUCGUCCCAGUCUUCCCGGGACAAUGCUCCUAUUCCGGAAGCCGAGGCAGGGUACCGGACACUGACCUGUCGCGGCCGGACAGGCGCUGCUGUGCUCAUCCGGGUCGUGCGCUCAGAGAAAGCCGUGGUGUUGGCGGAGACUCUAGCAAAAACACUUCCCCUACAGCAGCGGUCGCAAGUACUCCAUGUAGCUUCCGAUUCUCCGUCUGCGGAAAUGUUCCGCGUUCUGCAAGGAGUUCUGCCGCGCCUUGCCAGCAUUGCCCUGGAUGCCAUGCAUAUCGUCAUGGUAUAUCAACAAAACAUGAACAAUAAGAAGACACAGGGCUCCCGCUGGCUCGCUGUCCUCAUGGACAAGUUUCGGAAAAGAGACCCAGUGCGCUCAGCGGCUUCUUGGGGAAGACUCUACACAGGGGACUCGCUGCCGCCAUCGCGUGCCGACGUCAGAUCCAUGCGGGAGCGCUUAGAGAAUCCGGACAUGUCUGCCCAGGAGGCGUACGACCAUCUCAAAGGCGUGGACCCAGAUCAGCCGUGGCUGACUGAGGUGGAUUUCCUCCAAGCACUGCUUGCUCUUCUUUCAAUCUUCUACGACGAGGUGCAGAAGGUUACAUUUUCCGGAGUCACACUGCAUCGUCUCAUCAUCAAUGUUGCGUCGCCGGCAAAAGUCCAGUGGCUCUUGAAUGACACACGAUAUCGCCACUCAGUCGACCGGGAGUCCUUGGUUCUGUUGCCAAGUGGCACCACUUCCAACGAGAGCCUCCAUCAUGAACUGAAUCACUGGUUCCGCGAAACCGAGACUUGGCUGCAGUGGCCACGUGCAACUUGGUCAAUCGGUGUCUGCGUGUGA
This is a messenger RNA of Symbiodinium natans, 8679 nucleotides long. NCBI's taxonomy places the organism in Eukaryota, Dinophyceae, Suessiales, Symbiodiniaceae. The record is from the annotation of a GenBank genome assembly.